Messenger RNA from Labeo rohita (rohu), 3520 nucleotides. Its product is annotated as gastrula zinc finger protein XlCGF57.1-like. NCBI's taxonomy places the organism in Eukaryota, Metazoa, Chordata, Actinopteri, Cypriniformes, Cyprinidae. The record is from RefSeq and is a predicted model, not a curated record. The coding region runs from base 397 to 2241 and encodes 614 amino acids. The transcript has 3 exons. Gene Ontology annotation, molecular function: RNA polymerase II cis-regulatory region sequence-specific DNA binding; DNA-binding transcription factor activity, RNA polymerase II-specific. Gene Ontology annotation, biological process: regulation of transcription by RNA polymerase II.
AGUUCACGGUGUUCCGUUUGUUUAUACUAACAUAGCUUUUUAAAGUAACGUUCCACAGAGUUAUUUCUGUAUUGUUUUCAUCUGGUGCAGCGAUAUUUGUGCGUCUUUUUUUUGGCGUCUGCUGACAGAAAUAAACAUUUAGCCUAACAGAUGUGAGGAAUUCGAAAUAGAUGCAGACCUGUGAUUUUGUUUGUUUACGUUUGGAGCAAUAAUGGUAUUGUUCACGAGUAAUGAUAUUCAUCACACCGGACCUUUUAAAACCACCACAAAAGUUCUGCUCCUCCUACCACACAGCAAUUCACCUUUAGUGUAGCUCCUCCCACAGCGAUUUACCAGAAAAUGCUGGAAUAUUCCCACAAGUGAAGAAGACAGACUUAUCACAGGAACACUGCAAAGAUGAAUGGUCCAGAACCCUGCCGAAUAAAACAGGAAGAUACUGAAGAACCAAUAGGCCUGUUAGAAGUGAAAAAGGAGAUUAAAGAACUGACUGAAGUGGAAGAGAAACAUCAGGUCAAAACUGAAGAAAAUUCCUUGAGUCCCUCAGUGAAAACAAGCAACAACAUAUGUUUCACUUGGCCUCAGUGUGGAAAGACUUUCUCAUGUAAGCAAAAUCUCGAUCUUCACAUUACAUUUCAUAGUGGAGGGAAGCCAUACUCAUGUGAUCAUUGUGAUAAGAUUUUCACAAUAAAAGGGAACCUUAAUGAACACAUGAAAAUUCACACUGCAGAAAAGCAACACUUCUGUGAUCAGUGUGGGAAGAGUUUCCCACAAAAACAAAACCUUGAUGAACAUAAGAAAAUCCACACUCUGAAGAAGCCAUACACAUGUGAUCAAUGUGGGAAGAGUUUCCCAUUUAAAGGAAACCUUGACGAACACAUGAGAAUUCAUACUGGAGAGAAGCCGCACAAAUGUGAUCAAUGUGGGAAGAGCUUUGCACAGAAAGGAAACCUUAACGUGCACAUGAAAAUCCACACUAGAGAGAAACUUCAUACAUGUGAUCAAAAUGGGAAGAGUUUCACACAAAGAGCACCCCUUAAUGAACACAUGAAAAUCCAUACUGGAGAAAAAACGCAUACAUGUGAUCAGUGUGGGAAGAGUUAUGCACGAAAAGGAACACUUAAUGAUCACAUGAAAAUCCACACUGGAGAGAAGCCAUACACAUGUGAUCAAUGUGGGAAGAGUUUCAGAAAAUCAAGUGUUUUAAAAGUACAUCUGCUUACUCAUUCUAGAGAAAGGCUAUAUAGUUGUGACCAAUGCAGUAAAAAGUUUUUCAGGGCAGAUUUCCUGAAGGACCACUUAAAAAUUCAUGCAAAGGUGAAGCCUUUUGUAUGUUCUUUGUGUGGAAAGAGUUUUAGCCAGAUGGGUGCAUUAAAAUUACACCAGAAAAAACACAGCGGUGUGAAGGAUCAUGUUUGCUCUGAGUGUGGGAAGACUUUUUUUACAUAUGGUGCACUAAAAGUGCACCAGACAGUUCACACUAGAGAAACACCUUACAAGUGUUCACACUGUGACAAAAGCUUCAAGCGGUCUGAAUAUCUGAAAAUACAUGAGAGGAUCCAUACUGGAGAGAAGCCAUAUGCAUGUGAUCAGUGUGGGAAAACCUUUGUGCAUAAAGGAAAUCUUAAUGUACACAUGAAAAUCCAUACUGGAGCGAAACCAUAUAUAUGCAAUCAGUGUGGGAAGAGUUUUGCACAAAAAUCACCCCUUAAUGAUCACAUGACAAUCCACACUGGAGAAAAACCACACACGUGUGAUCAGCAUGGGAAGAGUUUCAGAAAAUCAAAUAUUUUUAGAGUACAUGUACAUACUCAUUCUAGAGAAAGACUGUUUAACUGUGACCAGUGCAGUAAAAAAUAUUUUAGGGCAGAUUCCCUGAAGCACCACCUGAAAGUUCAUUCAAAGGAGAACCCUCAUCUCUGUUCUUUGUGUGGAAAGAGUUUUAGUAACAUGGAUACAUUAAAAUCACACCAGAAAAGACACAGUGGUGUGAAGGAUCAGGUUUGCUCUGAGUGUGGUAAGGCUUUUUUUACAUAUGGUGAACUGAAAGUGCACAGGACAGUUCACACUGGAGAAACACCUUAUAAGUGUUCACACUGUGACAAGAGAUUCAAACGGGCAAUAUAUCUAAAAAUACAUGAGAGGAUCCACACUGGAGAGAAGCCGUAUCACUGCCAUUUGUGUGGGAAGAGAUUCACUCAAUUAUCUUCUCUACUCUUUCAUAAAAGAAAAUGUAGGUCGUAAAUUACAGUAAGUUUAAGUUAAAUCAAUUAAUGAAUGAUUAUUAAAAACAAAUAAUGGAUUGAUAAUUGCUUAUUUCUGAGAUUAAACUUCAGCUUUUGCAGUUAGUUAAAAUGUUGAGUUAUACCCAUUCUAACUAAUAAAUAAUACAACGAAACCACUCAGUUUUUGAAAAUGUCUUUUUAAAAUAAACUGUGUGUGUGUGUGUGUGCGCCUGGUAUUCAUCACGUUAUGGGGACCAAAUGUCCCCACAAGGAUAGUAAUACCAGUAAAUUUUGACCUUGUCGGGACAUUUGUGAGGUCCCCAUGAGGAAACAGGCUUAUAAAUCAUGCAGAUUGAGUUUUUUUUGAGAAAGUAAAAGUGUGCACAGUCUCCUGUGAGGGCUAGGUUUAGGUGUAGGGUAGGUGUAGGGUGAUAGAAAAUACGGUUUGUACAGUAUAAAAACCAUUACGCCUAUGGAAUGUCCCCAUAAAACAUGUAAACACAACAUGUGUGUGUGUGUGUGAUAUGUCAGGAUGUAGGACCAGCAGAUCUUAAACAAAUUCUUAAAUUUCUUAUCCCACAAUGGACAUGUCUUCACUCCCUAACCAAUGAACUCUACUAAAACUCUUUACAGGAAACAGAAAUGAGCUACUACUAAAUAUAUUGUUUAAACUAAGUUUAAGCUGCUUUGCAACGUUUUUUUUUUGUAUCGUGAAAAGUGCUAUACAAAUAAACCUGAGUUGAAUUGAAAAUGAUUAGUUCACCUCACGAGGCUUUAGCUCAGAGUCGUUUGUUUAUCUCGUAAUAGUCUCAUGGGCUAAGGCUGUACAGUCUGCACUGGAAACUUUGGGUCUUAGUCAUUCUUUUGUAAUAUGAUGUGACGGCUGUAUUGAAUGCAGAAAUUAGUUAAUUCCUGAUGACUGUCCGGGCUGGUUCAGAACCAGGAUCUGGGCACCAGCCUGGGAUUUUUUUGAGUGGAAAAGCACGGCCCGGUUUCCAGUUUGGCUCCAGCUCUUACAUCAGCCCUGGUGGAAAAGCGGUAUGAGUCUUCACUUUUAAGUUUCCUUAACCAUACUCCCACCACUAAUGAUGACUUAAUUGAGAUCACCGUAAAUUGCCACUUAAAGCUCAUUUCAUGGUGUCUACAAACUGAGGCAAGCUAUAUCACCAUGAAUGUUUAAAACCAAAACCAAAAAGCCAAUGAACAAAAAAAAAAAACUAAGCGAAAAUUAAGUUGUAUAUCCUUACGUUUUUCUCAAGUUUUUAAUUUGGAUUUUGUAAUUAUGGUAUUUAUAAAAA